UGGGAAGAAUGAGUGCUUUUGGAUUUGAUGGAUUGUGAAUGAAAAUCGAGAAAAAAUAUAUCGAUCAAAAAAGUAGAAAAACUCUCACGCCGUAGCAUUUGCUUUCUAAACAAACAGCACGAGACUUCUUUGGGACUUUGAUUUUCAACAUCGGUAGCGCUAAUUGCUGAAAAUAAACAACAAAAAGACUCUCAUAACUUAAUACCCUAUUAUCAAUUCAAAACACAAAUGGGCCUUUUAUAAAGUAAUAUCCUGCCCUUCUUAGACGACCACGCAAAGAAAAGUAUUCAAAGUGAAAAUUACUUUAAACUUGUUACAAUCCGUAGCUGCUUGUCCAUCUGUUUAAACAGACGAUAGGAAAGUCUUAAAUGAUUGGUUGGCUGUAUCGAGGUUAUUUAGGUGCGUGUACCAGCUCUAUUCACUUCGUCAAAGUUCGUGCUUUCUCAAUGCAUUUGCCUCUAAUUGGUGAACUCGAGGACCAAUCUACGAUGAAGAAGAAGGCCCAGGCGAAGGAGUACACCCGAGUAGCAUCCGACAUGGAGGAGCCAUGUACGUUUGUCUGCGAGCCCGCUAAUGACCCACAGGAUGGAAAGAGGAGACUCAUUAUUGCUACGCUAUUUUGUGUUGUCUUCAUUGCUUGCGAAGUAACCGGAGGGGUAAUCGCUAAUAGCCUUGCUGUUAUGAACGAUGCCCUACACCAGCUCUUUGACCUCAACAGCUUACUAGCAAGUCUGCUGGCCGCAUGGAUCGCAGGCUGGAAACCUAAUAGUCAGAAGACAUACGGGUACUUUCGUGCAGAGAUCCUGGGGGCAUGCCUUGUCAUCCUUAUGCUUUGGCUGCUGACCGGUGUACUGGUGUACGAGGCUGUCCUCAGACUGCUUGCUGGGACAGCCAUGGGCCACUCAGAUCACGUGAACGCUGAUGUCAUGAUGAUAACUGCUGGCUUCACCUGCGCUGCAAAUAUUGUCCUUGCCUUUAUGUUGAGUGGGGUUGGGCGUCAUCACCACAGUCAUGGCAGCUAUGAGAAGAAUGACAAUUGUGAGGGUAACAUCAACAUACGCGCUGCGUUUCUUCACACGAUAGGGGACAUCAUAUAUGCAUUUGGCGUUCUGCUUGCAGGACUUAUCAUCAAAAUCAAGCCGGAGUGGCAGAAAGCAGACGCCAUCUGUAGCCUGGUUGGCGCUGUGAUUGUUCUCGUUACCACCUACGCCGUCAUAAGAGAUUCCUUCAAUAUCUUAUUUGAAGGCGUUCCUCGGGAUGUGAGGAUAGCCGAGGUGAAGCGGGAUCUAUCUACCUUGCAUCACGUGGUCAGCUUUCAUAACGUGCACGUAUGGGCUCUGACAUCAGGAAGGAACUUGCUCACCGCCCAUCUCGUAGUGGAGCCUGAAGCUGAUACUCAGACCCUGCUUAAGAUCGCAUCCAAGCGUCUAUCUUCAAAAUAUAGUCUCUAUCAUUGCACCUUGCAGUUAGAAACCAUGAAAUCUCUGACAGGGGGCGUAGAGGACGAGAAUAGGCACUGCUAAGCUUAUGCGCGCGUGUAGAGAAAUGUUCACUAAUAACGUUUAUGAC
This is a messenger RNA of Nematostella vectensis (starlet sea anemone), 1569 nucleotides long. RefSeq names its product metal tolerance protein 1. The record is from RefSeq and is a predicted model, not a curated record. Gene Ontology annotation, cellular component: plasma membrane. Gene Ontology annotation, molecular function: zinc ion transmembrane transporter activity. The transcript has 7 exons. Lineage: Eukaryota; Metazoa; Cnidaria; Anthozoa; Actiniaria; Edwardsiidae. The coding region runs from base 369 to 1523 and encodes 384 amino acids. Gene Ontology annotation, biological process: zinc ion transmembrane transport; response to zinc ion.